Messenger RNA from Fundulus heteroclitus (mummichog), 1982 nucleotides. RefSeq names its product gamma-aminobutyric acid type A receptor subunit rho2a (gene gabrr2a). The transcript has 9 exons. Gene Ontology annotation, molecular function: extracellular ligand-gated monoatomic ion channel activity; GABA-A receptor activity; neurotransmitter receptor activity. NCBI's taxonomy places the organism in Eukaryota, Metazoa, Chordata, Actinopteri, Cyprinodontiformes, Fundulidae. The record is from RefSeq and is a predicted model, not a curated record. Gene Ontology annotation, biological process: signal transduction; regulation of membrane potential; chemical synaptic transmission. Bases 136 to 1620 code for a protein of 494 amino acids. Gene Ontology annotation, cellular component: membrane; GABA-A receptor complex; synapse.
UCUGAAUAAUCCCACAGUGGGCGUGUGCGCGCGCUCCUGUGUGUAUCCACAGAUGCUGAGAGACAUCACACCGCGACAGAGACACCAUGACGGGGCCCGCGCGCGGAGGAGGAUGAUGCAGGGACUCACCUGUGGAUGGUCGCCGUCAGGAUGCCUUACCUGAACAGAACUCUGCUCCUCCUCCUGCUGCUGCUGCUGCUGCUGCAAAUGUUGGGUCAGAUCCGAACCGCGGAGGCGCGCAAACACGGACAGCGGGUGCGCAGAUGGACGGGAACCGAGGAGACCCAGAAGCACGGCGCCUCUCUGCCAAAGAAACCUCCAGACGUGACCAAGUCCAGAAAAAGCAAGACGGAGAACCUUCUGAAAGUAGAUGAUCACGACUUCACCAUGAGGCCGGCGUUUGGAGGUCCUGCGAUUCCUGUGGGCGUGGACGUUCAGGUGGAGAGCUUAGACAGCAUCUCAGAAGUCGACAUGGACUUCACCAUGACGCUGUACCUCAGACACUACUGGAAGGACGAGCGUCUGUCCUUCUCCAGCAGCACCAACAAGAGCAUGACCUUCGAUGGCCGCCUGGUGAAGAAGAUCUGGGUGCCUGACGUCUUCUUCGUCCACUCCAAGAGGUCCUUCAUCCACGAUACGACGACGGACAACAUCAUGCUGCGGGUCUUUCCUGACGGACACGUCCUCUACAGUCUGAGAGUGACUGUGACGGCUGCCUGUAACAUGGACUUCAGCCGCUUCCCUCUGGACUCCCAGACCUGCUCACUGGAGCUGGAGAGCUACGCGUAUACGGACGAGGACCUGAUGCUGUACUGGAAGAGCGGCGACGAGUCUCUGAGCACCGACGACAGGAUCUCCUUGUCCCAGUUCCUCAUCCAGAAGUUCCACACCACGUCCCGUCUGGCCUUCUACAGCAGCACGGGCUGGUACAACCGUCUCUACAUCAACUUCACGCUGCGGCGCCACAUCUUCUUCUUCCUGCUGCAGACGUAUUUCCCCGCCACGCUGAUGGUGAUGCUGUCCUGGGUCUCGUUCUGGAUCGACAGACGGGCCGUGCCAGCCAGAGUCUCGUUAGGUAUCACCACGGUGCUGACCAUGUCCACCAUCAUCACGGGGGUCAACGCCUCCAUGCCGCGUGUGUCCUACAUCAAAGCGGUGGACAUCUACCUGUGGGUCAGCUUUGUCUUUGUCUUCCUCUCUGUGUUGGAAUAUGCUGCUGUCAACUACCUGUCCACUGCCCAGGACCGCCGCGAGCGCAAGAGGAGGGAGAGGGCCCGCUCUCAGUCGCUGCCCUGCACCUGCAGCAUCUCCCAAACACGGAGCAUGACCAUGCUGGAUGGCACCUACAGCGAGGCGGACACCAACAGCCUGGCUGGCUACACCGAGGAGCCCAUGGGACCCGAGGACGAGCCGGAGGAGAAGCAGAAAGUCCCAGAGAAGUCGGAGCACAUGGUGGUCCACCUGUCCAUGAGCAGCGAGGCUGCCGGCAUCAAGAAGAGGAAGAGCCUGCGAGCCCUGAACAUCAUCCAGAACACACACGCCAUCGAUAAAUACUCCCGGAUGAUUUUCCCCGGAUCAUACAUCUUCUUCAACCUCAUCUACUGGUCUGUUUACUGCUGAUUGACAGCUGGGGAUCAGGAUGAGGCGGCGGAAACUUACAGUUGCGAUGAACCCGAUGGGGACGAGUCGUCCUCGAACAGUUAACGUUAGUAUGAGCGUCCGACACGAGACACGAGCAGAACAAGACGUCCAGCAGUACCUGAGGAGCUUCAGAGUUUCUGAAAUCAUCUCUGGAGUUCUGCUUCUGGGUUUAAUUUCUCUCCAACAGCAGCUUGAAUGUUAUUUAAGUAUUCUACAGUCAAAAACCCACAAUCUGUGUCUGAUGUGGCCUCACACAGCCAGUUAUGAAUGUUUGGUCUCAGAGGUUUAAAUCCAGUGCAACUAGAAUCUGAAACUCAAGAAGUGAUUUACAGGAAAAAGAA